UAUGUUUCUUUAACGACCCUGUCCCUACGUGUUUCGCAGAAUUUUUCACCAAAGACCAAAAACCUUGUGUAUUGUUUUUUGAAUUGCAAAUCGCUGAUUUAAGCUCAAGGAAUGUGCCAAGCAGUUGGUAAAUAAGAUUUACUUUUUAGUCCAACCCAUUUAAUUGCGAAUUAUGUCGUCCAUUAUCACGCGCAAGGAUGGCGACGAACAGAAAUUGUCCAAAAAGCGCGCUGCAGCCUCAGAUUCCAGAAGUGGUGGUGGAAGCGCCCUUGAAGCGCCCAAGAAAUCCCGCUUCGAUGUCCCGGAAAAGAAUGGCGGCGGUGGUGAGAAGAAAGAGGAGGUCGCCGUACCCGCCUCGCUGAGUUCCACGCAGAUCAAGCUGAUGAUGGCCCAUGCCCAGCGGGAGAUCGAGGAACGCAAGCGUGCCCUGAGUAAUCUAAGGGACAAGGAUCCGCUGCUGGCGUCAGUUCCAUCGAUCGGAAUGCCCGUCGCCCUAGCCACUCAAGCGCUGGCGAAGAAGCCCACGCCCGAGGACUCGGAGAAGGCCAGGAAGAUUGCCGAGUUGCAGGCGCAGAUCAGGGCCAAGCUUACUGGCAAUUUGGCCAGUUUGAUUCAGCCGACUGCGGUAGCGGCCGCCGCUGCAGCUGCUGCUCAGGCGCAGGAACGACCCAAACCCCUGAUCCUGGACGAUGAAGGGCGCACUGUGGACAAAAGCGGACGUACCAUUAAUAUACCCACGGUGACACCCACAUUGAAAGCCAACAUACGCGCCAAGAAACGGGAGGUGUUCCAGCGCCAAACGGGGUUGGGUGAACGGAGUGAGUCGGGCGCUUCGGCCCAGGAAGAAGCUAUCAAGUACAUUGACGACCGCAUAGCCCUGAAGCCCACUGUUAGAACCAAGAGGACGUUGAGAUUCCACGAGCCCGGCAAGUUCCAGCAGCUGGCCGAACGAAUGCGCAUGAAGAGCCAGCUGGAGCGGCUGCAGAAUGAGAUUUCGCAAAUAGCCCGAAAAACUGGCAUCUCGUCGGCCACCAAACUGGCAUUGAUUGCCCCCAAACAGGACAUGCCGGACGAUGUGCCUGCCAUGGAGUGGUGGGACUCAGUUAUACUCACCCAGGAUCUGGAGACAGUGGACGAGGCAAGCGGUAAGAUAAGCAUACGCCAAACAGCCAUAACCAACCUUAUAGAGCAUCCCACACAAAUGAAGCCGCCAAAUGAGCCCUUGAAACCAGUGUAUUUGCCGGUAUUCCUCACCAAGAAAGAGCGCAAAAAGCUUCGUCGCCAGAACCGUCGCGAGGCCUGGAAGGAGGAGCAGGAGAAGAUCCGACUGGGUUUGGUGGCUCCACCGGAGCCGAAACUGCGCAUAUCCAACCUGAUGCGAGUCCUUGGCUCGGAGGCCGUGCAAGAUCCCACCAAAAUGGAGCAGCAUGUGCGCGAGCAGAUGGCCAAGCGGCAGAAGGCACACGAAGAUGCCAACAAUGCGCGCAAGCUGACCAGCGAGCAGAAGAGCGAAAAGAAGCAGCGCAAGCUGAGGGAGGACACCAGCUGCGGAGUACAUGUGAGCGUCUAUCGCAUACGAGAUCUGCAAGACAACCAGAGCAAGAAGUUCAAGGUGGAGACCAAUGCCAAGCAGCUGCAGAUGACCGGCAGCGUGGUGUUGUUCCGCGACUGCUGUGUGGUUGUCGUGGAGGGUGGGCCCAAGCAGCAGAAGAAGUAUCGCAGACUCAUGCUAACGCGCAUCAAGUGGGAGGAGGACAUCGCCAAGGGCAACGACGGCCAGGACGUGCCCAACUCAUGCGUGCUCGUCUGGGAGGGUACUAGUCAGCGACGGCACUUUGGCGAGAUCAAGUUUAAGAUCUUUCCCAUGGAAAAAAUGGCCCGUGAGUUCUUUCAGAAGCACCAGGUCGAACACUACUGGGAUCUGGCCUACUCAGGAGCCGUGCUUGAGGCCUCCACGGAUCAGCAGUAGGCAAAAGGCAUUUUAAGAAUUACUAGAUACAUUACAGUAAUACAAAUUCACUUUCGGAAAGAUACAAGUCUGAAUUAAAGUUUUGAAGCGCUACGCAUUUGAUGUUAUUAUUUUCGAAGCUAUUCGGAACUUUGGAAGUGCAAAAAUAACGAAUAAAAGUUUUGUCUGGACUCUAAA
Molecule: messenger RNA, 2146 nt
Organism: Drosophila sechellia
Lineage: Eukaryota; Metazoa; Arthropoda; Insecta; Diptera; Drosophilidae
Gene: Prp3
Product: pre-mRNA processing factor 3
Exons: 2
Coding region: 173-1969 (598 amino acids)
Biological process (GO): mRNA splicing, via spliceosome
Cellular component (GO): U4/U6 x U5 tri-snRNP complex
Source: RefSeq, a predicted model, not a curated record